Molecule: messenger RNA, 1085 nt
Organism: Aspergillus brunneoviolaceus CBS 621.78
Lineage: Eukaryota; Fungi; Ascomycota; Eurotiomycetes; Eurotiales; Aspergillaceae
Product: O-methyltransferase
Exons: 2
Molecular function (GO): O-methyltransferase activity
Source: RefSeq, a predicted model, not a curated record
GUAUGUGGGCACCUCAGAAGCCAUGGAUUGAGCUCAGCCUUGUGGCUUGGCAGGUCGAUCGGCUUCCACCCCGCGAUCCGGGCGCCGAAUCCUCGGCUCCGAGCCAUCCACCGUGUUUUAUCUCCGUGGCGCAUCUAACCUUAAUCCCAGAAAAGCAACACAACCACACAAGAUAGUCGGGUUAUCAUCAUCAAAGCUACGUCAUCCGUGUUAAGCCCGAGUGUCCGUCCGGAGACAGCACAAAGAAGGGGUAAACUCCAUGACAUGGCCGAAUCGCCGACGGCUGCCUGGGUACAAAGAACCGCAAGCACCAUGACAUAAAAGACUCGUACAGCUCAACGGGAAACCUGCACCCUCAGUCUCAAGCCGACACAAUCAUCUCUAAGCAUCUUUUCCCUUACCUACACCUUAACAUCCGUCGCAUACUCCAACGCAACCCCACACCGCAGCACACAAUGUCCAAGCCCCACGCCCCAAAGCCUCUACCCUACGCGCUCGAUGGCCGCGAAGUCGACCUCCUCCACUACAUCUACGCGCACCCGGACCUCCCCACCCUGCGCAACAACCCGACCGCCGUCCUGGCCGCGAUCGACGCCUACAGCCACACGCACAACCCGCUCAUGAACAUCGGCGCCCCCAAGGGCGCCUACAUCCGGGACCUGAUCGUCGCCCACAAGCCCCGGGUCAUGAUCGAACUCGGCGGGUACGUGGGAUACUCCGCGAUCCUGUUCGGGGCGACGCUCCGCGCCGCCGGUGGCACCCGAUACCUCAGUCUGGAGCAGAACCCGGAGAUGGCGGCGGUCGCGAACCAGCUGAUCGAUCUGGCGGGUCUGAAGGAUGUGGUGCGCGUGAUCGUGGGGUCGGCGGCAUCCAGCCUCCGAGAGUUGGUGGCGGAUGGGGAGGUGCAAGCGGUGGAGAUGGUGUUUCUGGAUCAUUGGCAGGAGCUGUACCUGCCGGAUUUGUGGUUGAUGGAGGAGUUGGGUUUGCUGGUGCCGGAGAAGUCGGUGGUGGUUGCGGAUAAUGUGGUGAUGCCGGGGGCACCGCAGUAUUUGGAGUGGGUUAGGGCUGGGUGUGCGGAGAAGAGG